This is a messenger RNA of Megachile rotundata (alfalfa leafcutting bee), 1579 nucleotides long. Its product is annotated as mitochondrial sodium/calcium exchanger protein. The record is from RefSeq and is a predicted model, not a curated record. Gene Ontology annotation, molecular function: calcium:sodium antiporter activity. Gene Ontology annotation, cellular component: membrane. Gene Ontology annotation, biological process: transmembrane transport; intracellular calcium ion homeostasis; monoatomic cation transport. Lineage: Eukaryota; Metazoa; Arthropoda; Insecta; Hymenoptera; Megachilidae.
AUGAUCUCCGUCAGCUUUUGUCCGUCACUGGCGGUGAUAGCUGGUAUAAUGCGGCUAUCGGACAGUAUAGCCGGGGUGACGAUAUUGGCAUUCGGAAAUGGUGCACCUGACAUCUUUACGUCCCUCGUAUCGAGUAGCGAAGAGGGGAUAAUAAUGUUUACGGAAUUAAUUGGCGCCGGUGUUUUCGUUACGGCGAUGAUAGCCGGCUCAGUCGCCGUGGUCCAGCCAUUUCGAGUUCGCUUGAAACUCCUCAUGAGAGAUGCUUGCUUUUACAUCCUGGCGGUAUGCUGGAUCAGCUGGAUCGUCAGAGAUGAGGCUGUACAACUUUGGGAAGCGGCCAGCCUUAUUUUAUGCUACGGACUGUUCAUCAGCGCGGUGAUAUUAAUGCAGAUGCACGAAACUCGUGAAGAGAAGCUGAAAAGUAGAAUUCCAAAUGUAUCAGAUCCAACCAUCUUGCGCACCUAUUUGGCAAACAAGGACAUCGCCAGGCUCCCUCGAAUUUCCAUGAGAAAACGUCCUUUUGGUUUAGGAAUGAAGCUCGAUGUCGCAAUAGCAACAGAACUGCAAAGUGAACAACGUCUAGGGAACAUAUCCUUUCCAGAGGAGCCCGAAGAAAUAGAAAGCGGAAGACCAAAAGGACUUUUCAGAGAAUUUCUAUACGACAUCAAUCCGAUCGACAGAGAUGAUUGGCUGGGCGCGAAUUGGAUCUUUAAAUUCAUUUUAAUUAUACGUGCACCUGUAAUGUUGAUACUUCAAUUAUUUAUUCCAGUUGUGAACACGACUGCCACGAAGAGGGGUUGGUCCAAGCUGCUAAAUUGCUUCCAGCUGUGUGUGACACCGACCUUCGCGUUGUUUCUAUUAAACGUUUGGCACACACAUUUUGGCCCCGUUUCAAUUGUCCCGAUAUUCCUCGGUGUCGGUACUAUAAUUGGCGUAAUUGUAUUUCUAACGACCCACGAGGAUCGCGUACCAAAGUAUCAUAACGCAUUCGCGUUCUGCGCCUUCUUGGCUGCCAUGCUGACGGUAUAUUUGGUAGCCGGCGAAGUGGUAGCGGUCCUUCAAUGUGUGGGAUACGCGUUCAGCAUAUCGGACGCCAUGUUAGGUAUCACUCUACUUGCGUGGGGUAACAGCGUAGGCGAUAUGAUAUCAAACAUUGCCAUAGCCAAACGAGGAUUUCCAAGAAUGGGAUACGCUGCUUGUUUUGGUGGACCAAUGUUCAAUACGCUGUUAGGAUUAGGUCUAACGUAUGGAAGAGCCGCGUGUAAAAGUCCGGAUCUGUACACGACAAUGAGAAUGAGCGAUAUGGCGCCUGGUGCUACAGCUUUUCUUUUGUGUUCAUUGAUAGUUACUAUUAUUUAUUUGAAUAUUACGGGAGCUAUUGCUAGGAGAUCGUAUGGGUAUACCUUGUAUUCUAUUUAUUUUGCAUUCAUGCUUAUUCAAUUCUUCAGUGAAUUUAAAUUAAUUCACCCUCUUGGCACUGAUCAUCGUCCGACAGAUAAGUAAAUUAUAUUUUUAAGAAGAAAUGAAAUGGGUGUUACUAAAAAUGAAUGCUUAUUUGGGUAAUCAUGGUUGAAACAUG